Molecule: messenger RNA, 461 nt
Organism: Protobothrops mucrosquamatus (brown spotted pit viper)
Lineage: Eukaryota; Metazoa; Chordata; Lepidosauria; Squamata; Viperidae
Product: C-C motif chemokine 3
Exons: 4
Coding region: 57-356 (99 amino acids)
Biological process (GO): inflammatory response; immune response; positive regulation of ERK1 and ERK2 cascade
Cellular component (GO): extracellular region
Molecular function (GO): chemokine activity; CCR chemokine receptor binding
Source: RefSeq, a predicted model, not a curated record
CCAGUGCCGAUACCCCCGAGAUAAGACUGGAGCUGCUCUCCCUCCCAUCUCUGAAGAUGAAGACCCUCUUCGCCUUUCUGUUCCUGGUGGUCUCCAUCACCCUGGCUGUGGAGGGUCUCAGUGCAAUCCCUGCGGUCCAGCCCGACUACAAGAAUGUGGAUGUUGGGCCCACCUAUUGCUGCUUUGACUUCGUGACACGUCCCAUCCCGCUGAGCCUGUUGAAAUCUUUUGAAUACACCAACGGCAGAUGCAGCCAGCCGGGCGUCGUAUUCGUCACAAAAAGAGGCAUAAAGACCUGUGCCGAUCCGUCAGAAAAAUGGGUCCAGGAUCGCAUCCAUGACCUCACCCCGCCUUGAACAGCCUCCGUGCAAGCAGAGAGCAUGUCUCCCCCAUCGACAGAGGCCCAUAACCAGUUUUGACCAAAGGAGAAACCAUUAUUAAAGGGAGUACUGUUUGCUGAA